AUGUCUCCCGAGCCGCCUGACUUCUCAGAGGAGGGCUUCGUGGUGGCAGGCGUGCCACUCGAGGUCUUCGAGGAAGGCCUGAAGGCUCGCCGCUCAGCACGAAGACUUCUGAAGGCGAAGGAGAUAGAUGCCGAAAGCUGCCAGGCUACCAGAGUCAUGUGCGAGGGAGCUUUUAAAUCAAUGCGCAAUUCCUUCCUGGUGGAUUGCCGCGAGCAGACGCAUCGGUGCAACCGUCUCCGGGACCUCAUGGAAGAGUGCCAGAGUGCCUGCGAGGCUGCCUUUGCACGCUGCAGGACCAAGCCGCCCCCAGCUGCUGUUUGGCAGAAAGUCCAGGAGCUCCGUGGUCAAUGGUGA
This is a messenger RNA of Symbiodinium sp. CCMP2592, 354 nucleotides long. NCBI's taxonomy places the organism in Eukaryota, Dinophyceae, Suessiales, Symbiodiniaceae. The record is from the annotation of a GenBank genome assembly.